CCCAAAUACCCCAUUUUAUCCUCAGCUGAAAGCCAUAUUACUACUGUAUCAUCUCUCCAACUAUAUCUUCUUCUUCUUCUGCUUAACUGAAGUAUAACAAACAUAGAACAGGUCAAUGUUGUAUGCAGUUUCCACCCCUAAUUCUUGCAUUUCCUGUCCAAGAAGUACUCAAUUUCAACAAAGGCCUUCGGUUUCCACAAGAUUCUGUCUACGAGCUUCAUUGCCAGAUAAUGGCAAUGGAGCUGCUAAAGUAGAGUUUACCCCUUGGUUAAUUGUUGGACUGGGUAACCCAGGGAAUAAGUACCAUGGCACUAGGCACAAUGUUGGCUUUGAAAUGAUUGAUAAAAUCGCGCAAGCAGAAGGUGUUUCGAUGAACACAAUUCAAUCAAAGGCUUUGAUUGGAAUAGGUUGCAUCAAAGAUGUUCCGAUUCUGUUGGCAAAGCCCCAGGGGUAUAUGAAUUUUAGCGGGGAAUCGGUUGGAUCUCUUGCAGCAUAUUAUCAAGUACCUCUGCGCCAUAUUUUACUGAUCUAUGAUGAGAUGAGCUUACCUAAUGGUGUCCUGAGGCUUCAGCCAAAAGGAGGACAUGGCUAUCAUAAUGGUGUAAAGAGUGUGAUGCAGCAUUUGGAAAAUUGCCGAGAAUUUCCUCGACUUUGCAUAGGCAUUGGAAAUCCACCUGGUACCAUGGACAUGAGAGCAUUUCUUUUGCAAAAGUUUAGCUCAAUUGAGAGAGAACAAAUCGAUGCAGCCUUAGAGCAAGGGAUUGAGGCUGUGAGGACUCUGGCACUAGGCGGAUUCAACCAAAGUAUCACAAGAUUUAAUCUUGGACAGAAAUAUAAAUAUCACAAAGUUCAAAUCUAACAAUGGUCGUUGCACAGAGACAGUGAUUUCAGUCUAUAACUGAACCAAGAGGUUCAUUUUGCUGCGGCCUUUCUCUACAGUUGCGGUUAUCUGUAGGAGCUGAAGCAAACCAGGCAUACUAUAGAGUAGUUUAAACAGCUGUUCUUUACGUAUCUUGUAGCUUUUGAAAUUAGUUAUAUUCAGGAUGGGCAUAAGAUUGGUUCAUCUAAUACCAAAAUUAGCAAUUUCUUAGCUUAAUAUGUGCUAAAUAUUUAUAAAAUGAACCUUUCACUUGGCAAA
Molecule: messenger RNA, 1138 nt
Organism: Mercurialis annua (annual mercury)
Lineage: Eukaryota; Viridiplantae; Streptophyta; Magnoliopsida; Malpighiales; Euphorbiaceae
Product: chloroplastic group IIB intron splicing facilitator CRS2-B, chloroplastic
Exons: 9
Coding region: 116-859 (247 amino acids)
Molecular function (GO): peptidyl-tRNA hydrolase activity
Source: RefSeq, a predicted model, not a curated record